AUGAGGGCCAAAGUCCAGGGGAUGAGAAUGAUUAACAGAAGAACCAAAAGUGAUGUGAGCAAAGGCCUUUUACACCGCGAGUAUUUAGGAUCCAGACUGCACCAACAGAGCGAGAAGCACAGUGGGGAGAAACCGUAUGUCUGUGACCGGUGUGGACAGCGGUUUGCUCAGGCCAGUACACUCACAUACCACGUCCGUCGGCACACUGGAGAGAAACCCUACAUCUGCGAUACAUGUGGAAAGGCAUUUGCCGUCUCCAGUUCCCUCAUUACACAUGCACGCAAACACACAGGUGAAAAGCCGUACAGCUGCCGCUCAUGUAACAAAAGCUUCAUUUCUUCAGGAGAGCUGAAUAAACACACCCGAUCCCAUACGGGUGAGAAACCUUUUGUCUGUGAAUUGUGUGGGAACUCCUACUCUGAUGUGAAGAAUUUAAAGAAACACAACAGUAAAGCUCAUGCUGUGAAGAGGAGUGAUGAUGGAGUCGACUUUGUGGAGCAUGAAUCUCAGGAUGACUCUGAGUUGAACUUACCCCUCAGUGUGGCUGUGGGAGCAGAUCAGCAGCAAAUGUUGCUCCCCAUGACCGAUGGAUCGUCCUUAUCCACAGAGCACUUGUUGCGACCAUCUGCGUACCCAGAGACACAACUCAUCUUCUUGCAGCAGUUGUACUGACAGGGUUACAGCUCAGCACAGACAGGGCAACUGGGAGAGGAAAGAGUAAAGGAGACAGAAAGGGGGGUGGUGCAGCAAGGUAGACACUGUAGGGUAGAGAGAGCACGAUUGGGGGAGA
Pristis pectinata (smalltooth sawfish) is the source of this 790-nucleotide messenger RNA. RefSeq names its product myoneurin-like. NCBI's taxonomy places the organism in Eukaryota, Metazoa, Chordata, Chondrichthyes, Rhinopristiformes, Pristidae. The transcript is spliced from 5 exons. Gene Ontology annotation, biological process: regulation of transcription by RNA polymerase II. The coding region runs from base 1 to 672 and encodes 223 amino acids. The record is from RefSeq and is a predicted model, not a curated record. Gene Ontology annotation, molecular function: DNA-binding transcription factor activity, RNA polymerase II-specific; RNA polymerase II cis-regulatory region sequence-specific DNA binding.